CAUAUUUUCUUUGUAUUUUUAAAACAUAUUUGAAAUUUUAAUUUUAUUCUUUAAUCAAUUAAUUCUACUUUAUAUUACAAUUUGUUAAUACACAAUUAUAUGUUUUACUGUCUCUGAAUAGUUUGUAAUAAUUACUGCAAUAAGAAUUCAUGGAUAACUUUACUAAAUUGUUUUUGCUUUAUCUUUGUUGUUUAGCUCAAACUGUUAAAGUAUCUGACAAAGAUGUAAAAACUAAACAAAUAUUCACAACUUUUAAUACAGAAACUGAAGUGCUUCCAAACUUACAAACUAUUGAUAAAAGUCAUACUUUACCAGUACCAGAUAUAUGUGUAGAACUAUUAGAUAACUUUGCACAGUAUGCAUCAGAUUUCACAUUGUGCUCUAUUAAGAAUGCUUGGCCUGUGAGACUUUGCAGGCAAUGCAUUGAUCAGUAUGUAGUAUUUAAAUCUAAGUAUCAAGAAUUAUUAAAUACAGUAGAUAAUGGAACAUCAUGCCAAACUAUUUAUAUUUCACACGAUAGAUUAGAUGUGGUACUUGAAUAUUAUAAUAGCAUUCUGGAUAUAUGGGAAAAAGGGAACUGCAAUGCUUGUUAUGACUGGUCUGGACCAUUGCCUGUAGUAUCAAAUGACACUAAGAUGUUUGAUAAAAUGUUUAAAGAAACAAUGGACUGCAUUGCAACUAACAGUACACCAAAAACAAAUGCUUCAGACGAAGUUUGUGAAAGGUGCAUGCAGCCUUACCUAAAAUUGGACUUAUUUUAUAGAUCCCUAAGUAAAGAUUCUAUAGGGUUGGACAGUGUGUGCUUUGAUAUAGUUGACUCUAUGAACACAACUAGAUCUAUAUGGAGCAAGGAUCUUAAUUGUUGCAAACUUAGAAAGACACCAGAAAUAAUAUUUUUGGUAUGCACAGGAAUUAUCUCUUUUUUACCAAUACUGUUUUACAUAGCUGCAAGAUUUUGUUCUCCAAUAAGAGCACUACCAAAUAUUUUUAAAGAAACAAGAUUCAAGCAGUCCUUUAUGAGGUCAAGUCAUGGAAGGAUAAACUAAAAGAGGAUUUAUUUAAUUAAUAUUUAAAUAAAACUGCUCUUUAUUUCAAACUGCCCGACUGUAUAAGUGUGAUACUCAUACAUUGUUUAUUAUGUAAAUAUAGAACUAAAGUUAAGCUAUUAAAAAAAGAUAAAAGCAAAUGUUUGCAUAAUGUAUGCUAUUAGAAUUCUCAGCCUUCAUAACAGAUAAUGUGAUUGAGUGAUGACUAUAGCAAUAUUUAAUCCAUCCCUGUGUAUAAUGGAAAGCAGUAUAUGACAGGCAAUUUUUUAAUUUAUUAACACUGAAUAAUUAUUUAGAUAUCCAUAAUUGACAUUUUCUUUUGUUGAAUUCAGUGUACCUACAUAUAUGACUAUCUGGCCAACUUUAGUGCAACUGGCACGGAGAGAACCUGACUAAAUGCCCUGAAUGCCCAAUCAACAGUUUAUAAAGAGCCUGGUGGUCUAAAAAUAUUUAAAUGAAAGGAUUAUAAAUUUAUGACGAAAUAUAAAAGUACAUGGGUUCACCUUUGGACUAUUUGAUAAUAUAAACAUCCAAAAU
Achroia grisella is the source of this 1583-nucleotide messenger RNA. Its product is annotated as osteopetrosis-associated transmembrane protein 1. The coding region runs from base 150 to 1046 and encodes 298 amino acids. Gene Ontology annotation, cellular component: cytosol. The transcript has 5 exons. Lineage: Eukaryota; Metazoa; Arthropoda; Insecta; Lepidoptera; Pyralidae. The record is from RefSeq and is a predicted model, not a curated record.